This is a messenger RNA of Acanthaster planci (crown-of-thorns starfish), 2957 nucleotides long. RefSeq names its product leucine rich repeat containing 47 (gene lrrc47). The record is from RefSeq and is a predicted model, not a curated record. Gene Ontology annotation, molecular function: phenylalanine-tRNA ligase activity; RNA binding; protein binding. Lineage: Eukaryota; Metazoa; Echinodermata; Asteroidea; Valvatida; Acanthasteridae. Gene Ontology annotation, biological process: phenylalanyl-tRNA aminoacylation.
UUGUAAGUUGAAAAUUAUAAUGUACUGUUAUUUGUUAGGGUGCAGGUACCGCUCCACCCGUCUGUACAAAAUGGCGUCGCUCAGUUGGACCGAGAUCGUGCAAGCUCAAAAGGAGAACAGGCGAGAAUUGCUUCUUAAUGGUCCUCAGAUCGCACAGCGAAUCGUCCGGUCAGGAUUAGAUCGUACACUGUACUCACUGGAGCUCUUGAACUAUUUAGAAAUUGCCGACGCGUCGCUUCCAGACCUGUCAGAAGACAUCGGCAAACUCGUGAAUUUGGUGAAUCUGGUUUUGCGUGGCAACAAAUUGUCAACACUGCCCUCAGCGGUAGGAAACCUGAAGGUGCUCCGUCUGCUUGAUGUCUCCAGCAAUGUACUGAAGACUUUACCAGACGAGUUGGGGGAACUGUCUGAGUUGCACACACUUGAUGCCAGCCGGAAUGACUUGGAAGGUUUGCCAGAGUCGAUCGGUAAACUUCACCGCUUGUCAGUGCUGAAUAUUUCAAGUAACAAGAUAGAAUCGUUGGAGCCCUUAUGCACUGGUCAGUUGCUGCAUCUCAGUGAGCUUACUGGAGUGAAAAAUGCCAUCACUGUUAUCCCGGAUACCAUUAGCCAUCUUCAAGCCUUGAAGAAGCUUGAUCUCAGCUCGAACAAGAUCGCAGAGGCCCCGGCAUCACUCGCUGAUUGCACCAAACUGAAGGACGUGCUGUUGACAGAAAACCCAUUCCGCGAUCGUCGCCUUGGAAAACUUGUCCAGCAGUCGCGGGGCACCAAAGCCACCUUGGAUUACAUCCGCACCCAUGGGACCAAGAAGUCGGCACCAGAGGAGAAGCCGGCAAAAGCCAAGAAGAAGAAAGGACGAAAGAAGGCGGCGUCUACCGGCAGUGACCUCAGUGAGGACUUGGACAAAUUAAUGCUGCGGGUUCUGAACUUUAAGGACUCGUCGGAUGGGGGCGUGGAGGUUAUUGUCAAGGAGGGCGUGGCCAGUGUCAGGCCCUUCAUUGUGUGCUGCAUACUCAGGGAUGUCAACUUCCAGAAGGGGACCCGAUUCAAACGAUUCAUCACAGCUCAGAACAAGUUACAUGAUGGACCACUGUGUGCCAAACGAACCAAAGCCACUAUUGCCACCCAUGACCUCAGUCUUGUCAAGUUCCCGCUCACCUACGAAGUCAAAGAGCCAGCAGAAAUUCAGAUCACUCCCCUCGGUCGGAAUAAGUGUACAUCUGCAGAUGCAUUAAUGACCCAGCUCCGUAAGGAAGCAGACGACUUGCGCAAAGAGAGCAAACGAAACACAGUCUCUGGCAUUCACAAAUAUCUGGAGUUGCUGGAUGGACACCAGAAGUAUCCUUGUCUUUGUGAUAGAGAGGGUCAGGUGAUCUCCUUUCCACCAAUCACAAAUGCUGACAUAACUAAGAUUUCCCGCUCCAGCGAUCACAUCCUCAUUGAGGUGACAAGCUCCACCGAUUUGGCCGUGUGCAAGAAGGUCAUGGAUGCCCUGCUCCAGCGUAGUGCAGAGAUCCUCCUGGAUAGCCCAGGGACAGGCACCGCAGCAUCUGAUGACCCUGAUGAGGAUGUGAACCCGGGACCAGCAGACGAGGCAGCAGCUGCAACUGAUUCUGCCGGAGGGAGGGAGGUUGGAGGUCAGAGGUCACUGGUUGUGGAACAGGUCCGGGUCAGUGGAGUGGAGGGUAGCCUGAAAGUUGUGUAUCCCUCACGCACCGACCUGCAAGACAUGACGGAUAUAAAGGUCAUCAGGUCAUAGGUUAGCUAUCAUGUCAUUAUGCAACAAGUUGUCACUAGGACUCACAAAGUGGCAAAGCUAAUUUGUCUAAACCUUGUCCGUUGCCAAGACGUACUUUAUGCUUCACAACUCGAGGCCUACUAAGAUACCCUAUGUCUAGAUAACGGUAAAAUAGUGACAGUGAGUAGAUUGUGGAUGUUGAAUCUGUGUUUAACGGUGAUUGCCUCCACCAUCAUGAUGGAUUGAGGCCAACCAUAUAAAUUGCCAACGAUUGUUCCUUGCCGAUUUCGAGAAAAAAGGAUUUUUCUUGAGGCCGGUACAGUAUUAUUUAAGCUUUACUAAAAUGUAAAUUUUACUGAAGAUUCAUUUUUGCAGCAUGCAUUCACAGUUACAAAAGCGCAGAAGAUAAGAUGAAGGCAGCCCUUUUAACUUAAGUUAGUACAGUUUUGCCUGAAUCCUUACGUUAUAUCAAAUAUAACAAACCAAGUACAUGUAAAUGCAUGAUUAAAGAAUUGUAUAAGACAUGCAAAUAGCCAAGCUUUGCUGCUGUUGGAAUCUAAGAACCAUAUUCAGAUAUUUUAUAGGGUAUGUGAUGGGUAGAUUAGUUUAUGUUUGUCUUGUAAAUGGCAACAGUUGAUGAAUAAAAUGCUAAAAUGCCCCACUGGUUUCUGGUGUGAGCAAGGCAAAAUCAUGGAGCAUGGAAAUACUUGUAGGUGUGAUGUUCAGAUUUCAUGAAAUUCAGACUCAACGGCUGUAUUGUACCUGCUGAAGUAGUCAAAAUAAGUCAUAGGUGCAACUUCAGUCCAAAUGCAGAUUCCCCAGGGGUCGAACUUUAUUUGACAGUGUCUCCUUCAACUAUUCGAAAAGAAUAAAUCGGAGUUUAAGACCCUUGGCAACAUUUUGUGGUGGUUGGUUUUAUGAGUUUAUAAAAACAAAGACGAGGUGGUAGGACAGUUGCCCGCUUGUUAGUGUGCUGUGAAUGUUUCUUUGCAUGAGAAUUCGCCAAAAUCUACUCCCACCUUGAAGUGUGCGACUUGGAACAAUGAGGGAUUUCCUGAGACAAUUAUGACUGCUUGGUCAGUCGACAGAUUGAAAUAAUUGAAUUAGGUGCACUCUGUGGUGUUUACACGUUUGAAAACAGUAGUGUUGAAAACAAUAUCUGAAAGACAACUCGAAACAUAUGUAAUUGCUUUGUACCUUAUCGAAUAAAAUGAAAUUU